AUCAGAGUGUAUCUGCCGGGGAAUGAAUAAAGCAGCAAUGCGUAAACAAGCGCUGGAAACUCCUCCGCCCCUUCCUUCUAUCAUCUUUACAGAAGCUAGUUCCGUAUUCUGUACUACUUUGCCACACAUCAUCCACUCGCCGUUACCAGCAUAAGGUUACCAAAUCGUGAAUUUACAUCUAAUUCUCACGACCAUGGCUCCGUGAGAACUGGAAGGUAGGCGAAGGGAUGCGGUUUUAUUACAAGUAGCCGCCGAGCAGCAGAUGCGAUUGCGUAUCAUUUUCACAAGUUCCUUGUGACCAUCCGUGUUAGAAGUUAAAAUGAAGUACCCUCUGUGCUGCAUGGACGUGAAUGCGUUUUCCACGAGGUGAAGACAGGCUUGAAAUGAAGCGGACGCAAGGGGAAGCCAAGAAGCGCGGGGCUGUGCAGACGCUUCUGUGAACCCAGUCCCACGCCCCCCCACACACACCCCCCUCCCCCCCUCCCUCCCCCCACACGCCCACCGUCACCCCAUUCCUCCGUUCCGCCUGCCCUUCCCCUCCCCAUCUUCCCCUCUUCUGCCGUGGCUGAAAAUGGCUGCACAGAGGAAGCACCUGGUCAAAGAUUUUAACCAUUUCAUCACCUGCUAUGUGUGCAAGGGAUACCUGAUCAAGCCUACCACAGUGACAGAGUGCCUCCAUACUUUUUGUAAAAGCUGCAUCGUCCAACACUUUGAAGACAGCAACGACUGUCCCAAAUGCGGAAUCCAAGUCCAUGAAACAAACCCUCUAGAAAUGUUGCGGUUGGAUAACACCUUGGAAGAAAUCAUUUUCAAGCUUGUGCCUGGACUUAGAGAAAAGGAGGAACAACAGGAGAUCGAGUUCUGGAAGAAGAACAAGUCAAAAGACAAUGGUGAAGAGGAUGGCCCCAGAUCCAAGAAGCCCAGGAUGGAUGAUGAAGAUGAGGAAGGUGGAGACCAGGACUACCACAGGAGCGACCCCCAGAUAGCCAUCUGUCUGGACUGCCUCCGUAACAACGGGCAGAUGGGGGAGAACAUAGUGAAGGGCUUAAUGAAGAAAUUUAUACGCUGCUCGACUCGGGUGACCGUCGGAACCAUCAAGAAGUUUCUUAGUUUGAAGUUAAAGCUUCCAAGUUCUUACGAGCUGGAUGUUCUAUGCAAUGGGGAAAUCAUGGGGAAGGACCACACCAUGGAAUUCAUCUACAUGACCAGGUGGAGACUUCGGGGUGAAAACGCUUAUCCCAUGGUGCUGGAGUAUCGGCCACGGAUCGACUUUGGUUAAAUGUGGAGAGGCCCAGGCAGAACGUACCUGCUGUAACUCCAACCCAUCGACAGAUCGCACAAUGAAUGGACCUGCCUGGUAUAGGGUGGAACAAACUCUUUCUUCCAGUUCUCUUCAGAUCCACGUCCGCAUGCAGUCACAACUCCCUUUUGGCCUUAUCUUCAUUUUUAUUUGUGUUCUUUAGUAGUCAUGCAUUUCUUCUCUCUCUCUCACUGUCUGUCUUUCAGUUUCUUUCUGUCUUUCUCUAUCUCUCUCUCUCUCUCUCUGACUUUCAGUUUCUCUCUCUCUCUCUCUCUCUCUGCCAUCCCACACACACACAGUAGUUGUCUGAGGACAUCCUUUCAGCAGUGACAGUUCUUUUUAAGUGUGGUGACUGCAUCCUGUGAGUUCACAACAUCCCUUGCUGAUCCAAAGGGAGAGAGACUUCCAUCUCACAAAACAGGUUGACGCUGGGUUGACACAUCACCUUCGGCUGAGUUUUUUUUCCCGUAGUGUGAUCCACACUGCAGAAACUGGGGACGGAGGACUCCGAAGGUAACGACUCAGAAUCUGUCCUUGUUUGUUAGGGAUAUUGUUGAGUUUGUAGUGCUUCAGAUCCUUGAGAUUAAUUUCUUUCACAACUUGUGAGAGUAUGAUAGAUUUGGUUCCUCAUGAAAUUGACUCUUAAUGGUACAGUAGUGCGCAAGGUUUAAUGAUUGCACUCUUAACCACUACUUUAAUCACUUUUCCUGUAAGAUAUUUUAUAAUGACGACAAGUGCAGGUGUUCUGCAGCCAUACGUUGCAUAAAACCUGCAUGAGAAUUGAGACUAUGUUUCAGAUUAACGGUAAAAGGGUAUUUUAAAGGUAUAAAACUGGGAAUACAGAAGACACGUGUUUCUGUAAUUAUAUCUACGUCCAAAGGAAAAUGCGCAUUUAUUAUUACCAAUAGAAAAACUCUGACUCACCCCAAUCACUGGAACAGUGAACAGUCCUACCCAAGGAAAAGGGACCAGUAACAUUAGACCUGUACAGGCUGAACAAAAUCAAGACUGAAUCAAUCAAUGUUCAUUUAAACACUUUGUGGUAGAAUCUAAUAACAAUCUCUUAGUGGAGGCCUUUCCCAGCAUGCCUCUGAAGUGCAAUGCUGCACGUGAUUGGAUGAUUGAGCAGUGCCACGGGCUUUACUUGCAGCUUCAUCCCCCUCUACUGCCCCAUCUGUUAGACACUGUAGAUAACUGAAAAAGUAUUGCACCAAUUGCACACAUAGCAUGUCAUUGGUACGUUUUGCCUCAAAAGAAGGGUAAGAGGAGCUUGGUGGGACAUGGGUGACCAGUUGUGUCUGUUUGUAACACCUCUUUUGUACAUGAUUUAAUUUUUAUAUGUUAUUGUAGUCAUACUCAAUGCAAUGGAAGUCAAGUAAGCAACACUGAAGUAAGUUUGUUUUUUAAGAAAAAGAAAAAAAAAACCAAAACAAAAAAAACAAAAAAAACAAGGAAGCUGUCCCAAAUGUUGGCAAUGGCUAAUUCCCUGUACAUGUACGUUUACCCAACUGGGACUUAAAGGUUUACUUGUAGGUGCUGGAGAUUUGUACAGACUUUCUGUUUGGUUCUGCUCUUGUGACGAUCCAGCUAGCCCCUCCUCGAGCUCAAAGUGCCGUAUUGACGCUGGUGCCAUGGCUGGCCCCUCUCUGACUCACAGUGGUUCCCCUCAGUACCUCUCAGCCCCGUCUGUUUAGCGUGAUGGCGAAGGAUCAACGGACGCCGCAACGCUCGCGCGGUAUUUUUAUUCUGCCCAAUGCCGCGUGAGUCAUCCAGCUCGGCCUCUUCCGCGAGACGUGUUUUAGUCAUGGCAUGACCGGGAAGAGGCCCGUCUUCCUUUUCCGAUUGGCGGCGUAGGGGAGGGGCGGAGUUACCGGAGGGCUCGCGUCCGCCGCCGAAUGCACCUCCGGCAGAAAAAAAUGCCUCCCAGGUAAACCUGCCACGCCACAAAGUCGUGGCUCCGACCGUCUCAGACCGUUGCCUAAAUACAGAAACUCUGCACUGAUGGUAAUUAUGCAUUUCUGAUGGCUUGACUCACUCUCUGGCAAGGACGAGCGAGAGCGUUCUAGAGAGCAGCUCUGCCCUGCUCCCCGGCCAGACUGCAAUAUGAUUACCCAGGCGGCUUCUCCUGACAAUCUCUUGAACUGGUAAUAGCUUUUUUGGCACUAGGCGGAGGAAUAUUGAUGGGUUUUAGUCAGAUGGAUCUGAAUGUGAAACUCUUUGUUUCGUGGACAGUGUGUACGCCUUGGCAUCUGAGAACGUAGACUGUGAGGGUGACCUACAUUUGCGUGGAUUUCAUCAGAUGCCUGUUAUUAAUUAACCUCAUCUCUCUCUUGAAAGCGUUUUUUUAAAGCGAUACCCCUGUUUUCUUCCCCCCGCUGUGAUUGUGUAGCUGCGAAAGGGUUCGCUAUUUUAUUUUAAAUAUAUUCAUAUCAGUGCAUAAUUAUAAUGACUGUAAAAUAUGCCCAGUGAACUAUGGGUAAAUACAUUAUUUAAGAUUUAUAGAUGAAUCCGAGAUCAUAAGUAAGUUGAUUUUUAAAGUGGCUACGUAUGAAGGGAAUUUGCAGGGUAAGGUGCAGCAGAGAGUUAUGUUUACCUGCGGGAUCAGGAUUUUGCAGAGCCGUUGCCAUGCUUCUGUGGCUGUCCUUAAUUAAAGGCACAGAAUUAGGACGCGUUUUUUCAUCGUGUUUUCUUUCAGCGGGGGGACAAACAGACACCAUGUUAAUCUCGAAUCACCACCUUAAAAUGCUCCAGCAUUCUGUGGUAGGACAAAGAUUAUAAGGAAGAGAGCAGAAAGAGCCAGUGAUUGAGGGCAGGUUAAAAAAAAGAGUCCUUUCUGAAGGCUGCAUUUGCUUACAAAUGCUGUUUCCAUUUUAGAAUUUUAUCUGAACUACUUGAUCCAUUCGUGGGGAGGACAAAUAUAUUUCUCAUCUUCCAUGUGCCGACUCUGGACUUCGGCUGAACGUUUGAAAGCAAAUACACAGGUCCUUUGCUAAGUGUGAGCGCAUGCACGUCGACAAUGACUGCGGCCCAAAUGCACCUGCGGCAAUGGUUCAGUUGACGGCAAUUUCAGGGGGAUGUAAUGAACUGGCUUGUACAGACGUCUUUACAAAUCUCCAGUCCUACAGCUGUCCACGUGCUACUUAGAAAGUGCAUCUUCAUUUCGCAUUACUCUUGUCACUCAUUCCUUUCCAACCGAGCCUAAGAAACUGUAUGUCAGCUUCUUACAGUCUUUCCACACUUGUACUUUUACUUGUUUAAGGUGUCUUUGAAUAGUGUUUAUAAAAACUACUCUGAAACCCCAUGGUGGUUUAAUUGUUAGCUGAGGAAAAAAAAAUGUUUAGACUGAAUAAUCCUUGAAAUGUCCUUGUGCUGCGUUAAACAAUAUGAUGUAUUUUUGUAAAGAGAAGCACUUGUAGAUAUUUUAUCUUUAAAUUAAACCGUACGUGUAUGUUUUUCAAACAUAAAUGCUGCUUAGAAUAAUCUAUUCUAUUUUUCAAUGUAAAUGUGCCUGAACUGCAUUCCUAUAGAGAUUAGAAAUGUAUAUAUGCAAGAGUUGUUCUAUAUGUGACUUGACAUUAUUAAAAAAGGAGGAAAAGCCUCAUUCGA
Molecule: messenger RNA, 4906 nt
Organism: Anguilla anguilla (European eel)
Lineage: Eukaryota; Metazoa; Chordata; Actinopteri; Anguilliformes; Anguillidae
Gene: pcgf5b
Product: polycomb group ring finger 5b
Exons: 9
Coding region: 572-1279 (235 amino acids)
Biological process (GO): regulation of transcription by RNA polymerase II
Cellular component (GO): PRC1 complex
Source: RefSeq, a predicted model, not a curated record